UAUAUAUAUAUAUAUUUUCAAUCAAUGGUAUUUAUUGGUAACGAGUCUGGUUAUGUACAUGUAGUACAUGCAGUACCAACCGAAACACUGUUUAGGAUUCUAAAGACACCCAUUUACUAGUAUUAUAUUGUGAUAACAUUGAUAUUAACAAACAGAUAAAAAAAUAAAAUUAUAUCAAUCGUAAGGAAUAGGUUUAAAAAGCUUUUUUACAUGUUGAUCCUAAUAUUUACCCUUAUUAAAGGGCAAUAACUCUUAAUGUAAUUACACAUAAUUUAUAUAUAAGAAUUUAAUAGUUAGAUUACCCUAUACAUAUGAAAUAUGUACAGAUAUGACAUACAUUAUAAAAAAAAGUCCUAGACAACCACAGUAAGUUACAUGACUAUAUACAUAUACUGAUACAUGUGUUUACUCAGUGUAUGAAAACAUCAUUGGUUUCAUCCAGAAAAAUUUUAGCGUUUCAUAACAUAAGUUUUUAAAGGUCUGGUAAAAAUUAAUUAUGCAUAGGGCCUUAAAUUGUUUCAUAUACAUCCACUGUUUAUUUUAUGCAUAGAUUCGGAUAGCCACUUGGAUCAAUCGACAGAUUUCGAAUCAGGUGAAGAUACUGAUAUCAACACUGAUGAAGAACUUCCAGAUGCACCGAGUAUGCCAAAAAAAAAGCGAGGCAGACCUGUUGGAUCAAAGCGUAAGGCCGAAACUGAUUCGUCAGACCACGAAGAGGAUAUCGAUAAGCAGGAAACUGCAAGCCGCAAGAUAAGGGGUCCAAUCCCUUUUUCUAAAUGCAUUGCCCUAAUUUGCUGCGCAGUUGCCUGCCUUACACUUAUAGGCCUUGAUGUUAUGGUGGCUCAUCGGGAGGAGUUUCAGGCUCUUUCAACAAAAGAAAAGCGACAGUGGCUUUUAGAUUAUUUCUGGAGUCACUCAAGAUUCAAUGAAGAAACCAAUUCAUGGUCCUAUCUGUAUGUCAUCGGGACAACAAGCGUGUGCUGCGCUGCGUUCAGGAUGGUUCUGGGCAUUCCAAGAUCAACCUUUUAUGCAGUUCGGAAGAUGUUCUUGAGCAAACAAAGAGUAGUGGAAGAAACAAGGGGUCGGAAAAGAACCACACAGAGUUUAUCGGGUAUUGCAUGGCUACUUAACUACGCUGAAAAUUUUGGUGAGAAGCUGCCAAACACAUGCAACAUCCAUCUGCCACCAUGCUCAACGAAGACGCAUAUUUACGAGACCAUGGUGAUGGAAUCUCAGGCUGACUUCCCUGACCCUUUAUCACAGUCUCAUUUUCUGCGGCUAUGGAGGGAAGAAGCCAGACACAUAGCCAUACCGAAGAACUGCCGUUUUUCGAAGUGCAAUACUUGCACCCUGAUUAAGAUAAAGCUUGGUGAAACAAAAGAUCCACAGAAAAGGAAGUUAUUGCAGGAAAAAAGAGCCAGGCAUCUACGUAAACAAAAUCUCGAACGUCAAAAAUACUACAAACACCAGCAAAAGGCAAAAUCCUAUCCAAACAGGUAUCUGUCACUCAUAAUAGACGGAAUGGAUCAGAGUAAGACUCAACUCCCACACUUUGUGCAUGCCAGUAAAUUUACCUCCGCCAUGUGGAGGUUGCGUGUGCACUUGGUAGGGGUAAUAGUACAUGGGAUUGGGGUAUACGGCUUUUUCGAUUUAUUUGAAUACAGCCAUUCCACCAAUCUGACAUUAUCUGUUUUGUUGAGUGUCAUUUACAUGCUGAGGGAGUCUCUUCCGGAUGUCCUCUAUCUCCAAAUGGACAACUGCGCGAGGGAGAACAAGAAUAGGUAUUUGUUAGCGUUCAUGGCUUACCUAGUGGAAAAGGGUGUGUUUAGGAAAAUCAAGGUUUCCUUCUUGAUGGUGGGCCAUACCCACGAGGACAUUGAUCAGGUGUUCUCAAAAUUCAGCCACUGGUUGUGUAAACAUGCAGCAAUGACCCUGGAAAAGCUGAUGGAGGGAUUUGAGAAGUGUUAUACUCCAACACCAACAAGCAUACGGACCUCCACGGUGUUCAACAUCACCGAGUGGCUUAUUCCACAUCUUAACACCAUCAAAAACCACUCCAAGCCACAUAUUUUUAAAAUCGCAAAAGAUGACAAUGGCAGGGCUAGAAUUUUUUGGAAAGAGUGGUCUACAGACAAAACUUGGAAUGCUACUGGGGAUUAUCUUCUGAAGACGCAGGUAGAGGACUCGCCAGACGUCGUAGAGAGCGACUACACGGAGAUAGCUUCUAACAUCGAGAAGCUGGAGGGAGAUGUCAGGGCAAGCUUUAAAUAUUUUGCUAAAGAGGACGACAAAGAUUGGUGGAGGUCAUUUUUUGAAAACUAUGAUGAAAUAGGCAAUGACACAGAGUGGUUCAUUGAAGAAAUCCUCGACUCUAAAGCAGAACCAAAUUCUCAGGACAGUGCUAGCGUCUUUGAUUUCGGCGUUGACGAAGAUGUGCCCAUACCUCCGGCCUGCGGACCCAGAAACUCAGCACAAGAGGUCCAGGUAGAUGAUUUUGUUCUGGUGGACAUUCCAAAGUACGCAGGGGAAUGGCCUCAAGUCUGCUGCAUUCUGGGUAUUGAUUGUCAACAUGUGACUGUGAGGUGGUACAAGGGAUCCAAGACUACUGCUUGGACUCCGUGUACUAGGCGUGUCAAGGGCGCCCGAGGGAAGACUGAGCCCUGGACUGAGACAGUCUCCAGAUCUCAGAUCUGGACAUCGGGAUUUGCUCUCACACCGUCCGGAUUGCUCCCAAAGAAAAUCAGAGAUGAUUUGGAGGUAUAUGAACAGUAUUAA
This is a messenger RNA of Magallana angulata, 2775 nucleotides long. RefSeq lists its product as uncharacterized. The coding region runs from base 643 to 2775 and encodes 710 amino acids. Lineage: Eukaryota; Metazoa; Mollusca; Bivalvia; Ostreida; Ostreidae. The record is from RefSeq and is a predicted model, not a curated record. The transcript is spliced from 14 exons.